This is a messenger RNA of Cyclocybe aegerita, 753 nucleotides long. The record is from the annotation of a GenBank genome assembly. NCBI's taxonomy places the organism in Eukaryota, Fungi, Basidiomycota, Agaricomycetes, Agaricales, Hemipholiotaceae.
AUGGGCUUGGCUGGAAUUCAGAUGGCGUUGAUGAGGCUGCAGCUACCCAAAAAACGCAUCCACCUCCCACCUCCCACCCAUAUCCCGCCUCAUGAUUGGUACCUGUUCGCACCAGAAGAGACAAUCCGUGUCCCAUCCAAACUUGCGAAAGUCCAGGCCGUCGACCCUCAAAGCGUUCAUCAGCACCCACCAACAAAUUCUCCUCCUCGUUCUCACUCGCCCACACCACUCGCCAACGUCACCUGCAAACAUCGUCGUUCAUCCGUAGAUGGCUCUCUCAGCGAGGUCAUCUCCGUCUCUUCAAUCAUCGGACCCGUAUGGCGGUACCCAUCGAGGAGAGCAGGGACGAGGAGGGAGAUGUUACGGGUCUGGCAUAUGGCCAACCACCCUGGGCCUGCCGCUCGAAUCUGCCGAGAGGACACUUGCGACAGACACCGCCUGGGUUGCGGGUUGGGACCGCCCGAGUCGGCGUACGAUGACGAGGAUAUGCGACCGUCGAGGCCGACGCCCACUAGGAGAACGUACGGUGUUCCGAACGUUGAGGAGGAUAGAAGGGACUUGGUGUUGGGGUGCACGACGAGCUCGAUAGCUCGACAGCCGCGGAUUUCUCGACAGUCGCUCUCGCGCCAACAGCCAACAGACUCUAUUUACGGGCGGAGUUCUCCGUGCGAUGGACUGGUGACACUCCGCGACUCAGUUGCAUCUUUCGUUACUCCCUCCUUAGUCGAGAUCGGACACACACUCCCCUCUUAG